AUGGUGGAAUACGCAAACAUGAUUGGCGGACUAGCCACUCCGAAGCGUGAUGGCAAUGUCCAUCAUCGGGGUGUUUUAACAGAUGCAAGCUCUCGCAUGAAUAGGCAACGCACCAACAGCUUCAAUACGAAACCACAAUACCAAUACCUCUCACCAGAUUCUUUUACCACCCCUGAUUGCAAAGGAUUCAAUAUUGAUUAUUAUCUCGAUACAUCUGGCAAGUUAUCUCAAUCACCUCAGAGAAGAUUGAGACGCGAUACUAGUACUAGAGCAUUACGAAGUCUUGCUCGUUAUCAACAAACUCGAGGAAAUUGCAGUCAAUACGACAUAGCUCUAUACACACCUUCAAAGCUCUCUAAGGUAAUGAUUGCUGAGUACGAGCUCGACAUUUCAGACAUUGAAACACCUCUUGCAACAAUGCCUACCAGACUGUCUCUCAAUAAGAAAUUGCCGCCUAAGCCGAUUUUCCGCCUCGAAAACUCGCCCGAGCGCCGUGGUUUACUGGAUGCGACCGACCUUAGUUCGUCCGCUUUGCAAUUUCCUAUUCUUCAGCCAAAAUCUGUUGCUAAGAAAUCCACGGUGGAAGAAAUUUCUCUCACAGACUCUGUUGAUACAGAAUCUCAUACUCAAGAUUCCGCCUUUGUUGUCACACCAUCAUUCUCCUACAAUUCGGACACCGAUUCUGUUUUUGAAGUUGGCACUGCUCAGAUUGGCACUGCUUAUGGCACCUCGACAAAUCUACAACUCUUGACUCCUCCAGAAGACAAAAAUAUGGUAGUCCCAAGCGUUCGUGCGACAAAUGCUAGCAUGAAGCGUCUCCAGUUCAAUCAAGCUAAACUGGCCAAUACACCCGAAACAGACGCAGCUAAAGAACACGAUCUCGAAGUUCCAAGCGGUAAUGGCCUGGCAUCCCCAGGUCACAUUGCUUCCAUGAAGGAGAAUGGUAGUCCCUUGACAAAAAAUCAACGUCGUAGCCGAUCCAGCUUAAUAAAUGAUGAAAGCAGCUCCCACAAGAUCGUUGAUAAUGUCAUUUCCCGCUUUUCUACACAUCAGGAAACUUUUUUGUCCACGAAUAUUGGUAACGAAGAUGAGUCUUCCGUCAGAAGUACGAUCGAAGUUAGCAGUAAUGAUGGUUUAAACGACCUUUCAACCAAUGUCAUUAUUGAUGGCUCUGAUGGCGUAAAAGCAAUUGUUGCUCAAAAUACCCCCAGCCAUGAUCUUACUGAAAAAAUCACUGACAAACAGCUCAAAGUCACCGAUCAAGGAGACCUUUCUCAAGCCACUGCUAUUCCCAACAAUCAAGAAGACCUCAUCCAACUCGCUCCCAAUACCGCCAUUCAAGCUAUCGCUCAUGGUGGUCCAAUUGGCCGAUCUGAGAGCCAAACAACUAUAGGUAGAAAGAGAGAAAUGUCGCUGCUUCCCUCCACGCGCUUUGCUAGAAACGCCGAUAGGAUUGUUCUAGGCACGUCGCCACCUUAUUCUAAGGUCAGAACUCGUCUCUACAUUGACGAAUUCCCUGAAGAUAUUGAGCAAUCAAAGCAUGUCCUUGAAAAGAUUGCUAGAAACACGACGCCGGUAGCAAAGCCAAAGGGACUGAGCGCUGCCACCUCGAAGUUUAGUAAACGCAAGUCAUCUCUGCCAGAUUCUGCCGAAAAUAAAACCCUUAAGCCGACCGAACUCACUCUGGAGAAGAGACAAUCGUUGGCAGAACGUCUGUCAAAGCCAACUGCCUCCUCUGCAGCUCGCGCUAAUGCCAAUGCGAAAUCCCGCAAGCCAACGCCUGCUUCAAAGUCUAGUGCGAUGUCUUCUGUCAAGAAUGCUGGAAGAGGGCUCAAGAGUCGCCUUUCCGGAAUGAUGAGAAAUCGACGUACAGCAGAAGUGGCUGUUAUGGACCUACCUACUUCCGCUUCUGGCAGUGCUCCAGAACAAACAAUUGCUCAGCACAAUAUUCCUACUGUUAUCUUGGAACAGGCACCUGAAAUUGAUCCCUUCGUCAAUGAACGCGACGUUGGCGAGGAGUUCGCGUCGUUUUACAGUGAAAUAACCUACCUUGCUGAACAAGUCAAUCAAGUUGGUCCAACCGAACAUGCCACCAACGGUUCAACUGGCCGAAGCAAACUUGUUAGCUCUCAGGUUGUUGAAACUUCCAAUGAAGCUGUCGAUUCAACCGCACAGGUGGCCGAUUAUCCUACAUCAGUUGCACAACAUUCUGUGAUGUCCCUUGCUCAAGUCGAUGCCAUUUUCAGAGAACAAAAUGCACCACCCUCAAACUCUGUUAUUGAACACAGAAUUCAAACUUUGUCAUUGAGUGUACCUAUGCGUGCUCCUCCAACAAUUCCGAGUUCAUAUGCCCAAGUUCAAGGAAACGGUCAAAAUAACGUCCAAGUCACUGCUGGAGAUGGUGCAUCAGACCCACCACCCAGCGAGAACGGCAAUGACGGCCAUGUGCAUGAGCAAUUCCUAUCACUAUCCGUCGAGGACUCGCUUACUGAAAUCAAGAACACGCUUGAUUCCCUCCGACAUGCCCUUACUAUUGAACGAGACCCAGCUCAACAGAUCGUUCUUGCUGGUUGUGCUGUAUUCCUCACACACAAAGUUCAAGCUAUCAAUAACAACCGCAAGCUUCUUUUGCUUUUACAGCAAGCACAGGAUGUUAUGGUGCUUGACACUUCAGUCGAAGCUUUAGCAGCCAAGAGAACUCUGCAACAAUUGGGCCAUCGAGUUGACGCCGCGGUUGUCAAUCAUAACUAA
Molecule: messenger RNA, 2751 nt
Organism: Botrytis porri
Lineage: Eukaryota; Fungi; Ascomycota; Leotiomycetes; Helotiales; Sclerotiniaceae
Exons: 3
Coding region: 1-2751 (916 amino acids)
Source: RefSeq, a predicted model, not a curated record